AUGAGUGGAAAAGGUGAAGAAGGGAAAUCAGAAGCUCCCCGUCUGAAUGAGAGAAUUUUGUCAUCUCUGUCCAGAAGACAGGUUGCAGCACAUCCAUGGCAUGAUCUUGAGAUUGGACCUGAGGCACCCCACAUUGUCAAUUGCGUCGUUGAGAUAACAAAGGGAAGUAAGGUUAAAUAUGAACUUGACAAGAAGACUGGACUCAUUAAGGUUGAUCGAAUCUUGUAUUCUUCUGUGGUCUAUCCCCAUAACUAUGGUUUCAUCCCUCGCACACUUUGUGAAGAUAAUGACCCAUUGGAUGUUCUAAUUCUCAUGCAGGAACCAGUUCUUCCAGGUUGUUUUCUUCGAGCCAGGGCCAUUGGACUUAUGCCUAUGAUUGAUCAGGGAGAAAAAGACGACAAGAUAAUUGCAGUGUGUGCUGAUGACCCAGAGUACAGGCACUACACUGACAUCAAACAACUUCCCCCUCAUCGGCUUGCUGAGAUCCGACGCUUUUUUGAAGAUUACAAGAAGAACGAAAACAAGGAGGUUGCAGUGAAUGAGUUCUUACCUCCAACUACUGCCCUUGACAUCAUCCAGACCUCAAUGGACCUUUAUGCUGAAUACAUUUUGCAUAGCCUGAGGAGAUAG
Molecule: messenger RNA, 630 nt
Organism: Diospyros lotus (date-plum)
Lineage: Eukaryota; Viridiplantae; Streptophyta; Magnoliopsida; Ericales; Ebenaceae
Product: soluble inorganic pyrophosphatase PPA1
Exons: 7
Coding region: 1-630 (209 amino acids)
Biological process (GO): phosphate-containing compound metabolic process
Cellular component (GO): cytoplasm
Molecular function (GO): inorganic diphosphate phosphatase activity; magnesium ion binding
Source: RefSeq, a predicted model, not a curated record